UUAGAUUUCAAAGUUUAAAGCUUAACUUGCUGACAAUUUGGAACAAUCUGAUAUGGCUAUUGUGCUAUUUCUGUAACAUUAUGUUAGCUUGAAUAUUAAUAUCGGAUUGUUUGGGUUUGUUUCUUAAAUCUUCAAAGAGUUUAAAACAUCAAAGCUUUUACUAAAUUCAUACUUUUGCAGGGAUAAAUAACAGAUGUGUCACCAAUUUUCCCUUGCUUAAAUGCCUUUAUCAUGAUUGGCUCCUUCAGCUUGAUACUUAGGAUGAAACUGAUAAAACUUGUCUUUUUCUACAUGAUACUGUUUUUCUUUCCUCAGGUUCAAUGCAAGUGAUGAAUAAAACAAGGCGGAUUAUGGAACAGGGAGGUGCACACUUCAUCAAUGCAUUUGUGACGACACCCAUGUGCUGUCCAUCCCGCUCUUCUAUUCUUACAGGGAAAUAUGUCCACAAUCACAACACCUACACCAACAAUGAAAACUGCUCAUCUCCAUCCUGGCAAGCCCAGCAUGAAAUUCGUACAUUUGCAGUAUACCUCAAUAACACAGGGUAUAGGACAGCUUUCUUUGGGAAGUAUCUAAAUGAAUAUAAUGGUUCCUAUGUGCCUCCUGGCUGGAAAGAAUGGGUUGGAUUACUUAAGAACUCUCGUUUUUACAACUACACGCUCUGUAGAAAUGGAGUGAAGGAAAAGCACGGAUCUGACUACGCUAGG
Thamnophis sirtalis is the source of this 707-nucleotide messenger RNA. The record is from RefSeq and is a predicted model, not a curated record. NCBI's taxonomy places the organism in Eukaryota, Metazoa, Chordata, Lepidosauria, Squamata, Natricidae.